Molecule: messenger RNA, 1216 nt
Organism: Lecanosticta acicola
Lineage: Eukaryota; Fungi; Ascomycota; Dothideomycetes; Mycosphaerellales; Mycosphaerellaceae
Source: the annotation of a GenBank genome assembly
AUGCUUGCUUCCGUGCGAAUGGCGGCCAAUCGAAGACUCAGUGCCAUCGCAUCCCAGACGCGAAACAUGUCAAACGCAACGAUGAAGGAGGCAGUCAUCGCAAAAGGACCCAAGGUCACUAUACAAGAUGCUCCCAUUCCCAAGCCUGGCCCAUAUCAGGUCGUGACAAAAGUGGUAUACAGCGGUUGUAAUCCGAAAGACUGGUCUGUUUAGGCACAGGUUGACUGGUUCGAGAGCCGUCAUUGACCUGCGCACAGGAAAAGAGCAGAGAACAUGCCCGAGAAAGGACCAAAGAAUCAAGGCGAUGACAUUGCAGGAUACGUUCACGCAGUGGGAGAAAAGGUUUCCGAAUUCAAGCCAGGCGAUCGCGUCGCUGCUUUCCACGAGAUGAUGAAGCCGGGAGGCAGUUGGGCAGAGUACGCAGUCAGCUUUGCACACACAACCAUUCAUCUUCCACACCAUACCAGCUUUCAAGGUACAGUCCACAUCGUUGAAGAGAGUACAAUCCGUUUAACCCUCUUGUGCAGAAGCCGCUGCUCUCCCGCUCGCCUCCUUAACAGCAGCCGUUGGACUCUUCGCUCGUCUCGGUCUCCCUCCGCCCUUCCUCCCAGCAACCAAGCCCAUUCCUCUCAUAAUCUACGGCGCAGCCAGUGCAGUAGGCUCGUAUGCAAUUCAGCUGGCUUCCAAAGCCAACAUCCAUCCCCUGAUCUGCGUCGCCGGAAAUUCCACCUCCCAUGUCGAAUCGCUUAUCGAUCGGAGCAAUGGCGAUACGAUCAUCGACUACAGACAAGGGUCAGAAGCCAUCGUGAAAGCGUUCAAAGAAACCGCAGAGAAAAACGGAGGCAAUAUUGGAUACGCAUUCGAUGCCGUUUCAGAAAAGGGAAGCUAUCAGAACAUCUGCCAAGUACUUGACCCAAAUGGCGGAAAGAUCACAACCGUCCUGCCAGGGAAGAAAUACGACGUGCCCAAGGGAAUCGAGCAGAACCUCACAACAGUGGGAAGCGUCCACGGCGUUCCGGACGACCUGAGGGAUUUCGGAUACGUCUAUUUCAAACUCAUAUCCAAAGGAUUGGAGGACGGCUGGUUCAAACCUCAACCGCAACAAGUCAUCCCAGGUGGACUGGAAGGCAUCCAACAAGCCAUGGAGAAUUUGAAAAAUGGCAAAGCGAGCGCGGUGAAGUAUGUUUUCAAGAUCGAAGACACUCCGGGAAUCUGA